CCUGCCUCGAAGUACCGAACGCAAUUAACCGUCCGCCCAGGAUGGAACCGUUCGGAACUUUUGUAAGUCACUGCACGGCCGCUGCUUAUGGUGGAAAUGUAAUAGAUAUAAGUACAGAGCGCGUGAGCGAACUAAAAACGCGAUAGAGAAGUAGAGAGAGGAUGUUCCGUCCUUGUCUAAUGACGCGCACUUGUACAGGAAAUAUGUAACAGCGGUAUACGAGCAGCGUCAGUGUCCACUAGUGUGCAUGCCUGAUUAAACAAGAACAGGAAGUAUCUAUACAUGGUGUUCUCUUUCUAUUUCCAUGUUGCAUCCAUCUUACUAUACAGUACACACACUCAGCUAUUCUAUCAUUAUAUUUGUGCGUUGCUUAUGUGUGAACCAAACAUUUCCAUGACAACAAAUCGUUUGUCUCUUGUUUGAUGCUCGGUUUUCAACGGAGUUAAAAGAAUUUUUUAAGAGAAACGUAAUGGACGGGUUGUUUUUAAAGUAAUAAACGGAAAUUCUCGUAUCCAUUGAGAAACGAUAGGCGAUUUGAAAGUAUCACUAUGAACGGUGAUUUAUCGAUGCAAGGUAGUAUGAAUAAGAUAUUUUAUAAUCUGCGAAAAAAGGUAAGGAAUAUUCUAGAUUUUAGAUUUUAGAAUUUCCACGUCACAGACGAGUGUGUUUUGUUAUUUGAUUUGUAAUAUUGCUGCAGUUCUCUUAAUAGCUGUUCGUUUCAUGCGAUACUCGCACAUAGUAUCUAUGACUUUUGCUUCUAACAAUUUUUAUAAUUAGGCUGUAUCAAAUAUUUUUAACGUUCGUGUUUCAUGAAAAAUCAUGUGUAACUCGUUGAAUUCGCAAAUGUAACAAAAAAUUCCACGAAAAACCUUAUAUUAUUGUAAUGAAAAAAUAAUUAUAUUAGGAGGAGAGUCGUAUUUCGGAAAGUCAUCGGAACAUAUUAUACCUUGUAUGUGAUUAUUUGGAACACAAUGGGUGAGUAUAUUAUAAUUAAAAUAUAUUCCUAGUUCCAAUUCUUUUGAAUAGUGUCAGUGACCAAUCGAAAUAGAAAUCAGUGGACAUCAUGGAGAGAGAAGGCGAAACCAAAUUUGAAAAUUCGACAUCGGUAUAUAGACGUUAGCGAUGUAUUAUUCCGGGAAGCUCGUCUAUCUCCCGAACAUCGGGUUUGCGACAACAUCGAUUUGGAAAUUAUCGUUGCAGAGUAUGAAAAUUAUUACAAGAUGAAAUUUCAAAAAUAUCCCAUAUUGUGUAAGAAAAUAACUGGAAGGGAAAUGACGAGGGAAGUGACAAAUGCAAGCAAAACUGUUUGUAGAAGUAUUGAGACAAAAGCCAAAUCUGUUAGUAAACAAGCGAGAAGUGAGCCUGUGAAAGAGACGAAUCUACAGCAGAAGAUAACUGAUGACAAUACGAAUCAUAUUAAUCUCGCAAUGACAGUGACGUCAAUAUUCCCCAAUGAGAGUGAUGGACGUUCAUCAGAAGAGCUAUUUAACGUCCCAAUGGAACAAUCCAUGCAAUCGAAGAUAUUGAAAUGCAUUGAAAAGUUUUAUUCAGAUAAUCCGGAAUUACGAAAGAUUGCUGAGGACAUCUCAUGCAGAAGACGCCAUUUUAUCUUUGUAUCGUCACAGGAGAUCAUAGUAAACAAAUUAAAUGUACAUUGGGAUGACGUUAUAGGCCUAGAGGAAUGUAAAACCGCUGUUAAGGAGGCCGUUGUGUAUCCCCUUAAGUAUCAUAUCUUUUUUGAUGGCCCGUUUUCCCCCUGGAAAGGUAUUUUGCUGUACGGCCCACCUGGUACAGGGAAAACGAAGUUAGCGAAGGCAGUCGCGACAGAAUGCCAUUGCACCUUUUUUAACAUAACUGCCAGCUCAUUGGUCAGCAAAUGGAGAGGCGAUUCCGAGAAGUAUAUACGUGUAAGUUGCUUUGUCUAUGUUUUAUUUGAACUUGCCUAUAGUCAUUCGCCUACAAUUAUUUUUAUCGACGAGAUUGACUGGAUCGCCACAAAUAAAGGAGACUGUAUAUUGUCUGAACCUGCAAAGAGAUUCAGAUCAGAACUUCUUUCUAGAUUGGAUGGAUUAGUGUCUAAUGAGAAUUCUAAUGUAGUUCUUCUGGCUACAACUAAUUCCCCUUGGGGCAUUGAUGCAGCUUUACUCAGGCGUCUCGAAAAGCAAAUAUACGUAUCAUUACCCAAUGAAGUUGCUCGACUUGGUAUAUUCAAAUUAUACCUUAGCAACCACUUAUUAGAAAAUACAGAUAUUGUAAACCACAUAGUAAAAUGUACUGAAAGAUAUUCUUGUGCAGAUAUAAAAUUGCUUUGUAAGCAAGCGUGGCUACCAGAAAUAAGCCCGAUAUGGAGGAGACUUGAAAAGAAAGAAACACCUGUUACCACUUUGAAAUAUGAAUUAAAAAGUUAUGAAAUAUUAGCAAAAUUGUUACAAAAAAUGUCACCUACAGUUAUGCAAAUAGAUAAAUAUGAUACGUGGAACAAAUAAAUACGCAAUCGUAAGGACAGAUAUUGAAAAAUAUAAAUAAAUGGAUUAUCGUUCGAGAAAUCA
Messenger RNA from Bombus huntii, 2549 nucleotides. Its product is annotated as katanin p60 ATPase-containing subunit A-like 2. Lineage: Eukaryota; Metazoa; Arthropoda; Insecta; Hymenoptera; Apidae. Bases 1221 to 2486 code for a protein of 421 amino acids. The record is from RefSeq and is a predicted model, not a curated record. The transcript is spliced from 7 exons. Gene Ontology annotation, molecular function: ATP binding; ATP hydrolysis activity.